AUGCGAACUGAACCUACAGGUUCUACUGAUACAGCAACAACUGAGCCUACUGUAUCUGAAUCACCGAGUCCAGCUGCUUCAGUAACACCGCAGCCUUCGGAGACCACUUCUCCAACUGAACCAACAGGUUCUACUGAUACAGCAACAUCUCAGCCUACUGGUACACCCUCAGUAUCUGAAUCACCGAGUCCAACUGCUUCAGUAACAACGCAGCCUUCGGAGACCACUUCUCCAACUGAACCAACAGGUUCUACUGAUACAGUAACAUCUGAGCCUACUGGUACCACCUCAGUAUCUGAAUCACCGAGUCCAACUGCUUCAGUAACAACGCAGCCUUCGGAGACCACUUCUCCAACUGAACCAACAGGUCCUACUGAUGCAGCAACAUCUGAGCCUACCGCUACGACCUCGGUAUCUGAAUCACCGAGUCCAACUGCUUCAGUAACAACGCAGCCUUCGGAGACCACUUCUCUAACUGAACCAACAGGUUCUACUGAUACACCAACAUUUGAGGCUACUGGUACCACCUCAGUAUCUGAAUCACCGAGUCCAACUGCUUCAGUAACACCGCAGCCUUCGGAGACCACUUUUCCAACUGAACCAACAGGUUCUACUGAUACAGCAACAUCUCAGCCUACUGGUACACCCUCAGUAUCUGAAUCACCGAGUCCAACUGCUUCAGUAACAACGCAGCCUUCGGAGACCACUUCUCCAACUGAACCAACAGGUUCUACUGAUACAGCAACAUCUCAGCCUACUGGUACACCCUCAGUAUCUGAAUCACCGAGUCCAACUGCUUCAGUAACAACGCAGCCUUCGGAGACCACUUCUCCAACUGAACAAACAGGUUCUACUGAUACAGCAACAUCUGAGCCUACUGGUACCACCUCGGUAUCUGAAUCACCGAGUCCAACUGCCCCAGUAACAACGCAGCCUUCGGAGACCACUUCUCCAACUGAACCAACAGGUUCUACUGAUACAGUAACAUAUGAGCCUACUGGUACCACCUCAGUAUCUGAAUCACCGAGUCCAACUGCCUCAGUAACAUCUGUGACAACGUCAGCACCUGAAUCAACCAGUCUGACCGACAAAGUAACAUCUGGACCUGCCGAGACAACUAUGACAUCUGAACCAACUGCUCAGACUGGACCAGAAACAUCUGAGACCACAUCACAACCUGAACCAACUACUCCCACUGACACGGUGACGUCUGAAACUGGAGAGACCACAUCAACGGCAGACCAAACCAGUCCCACUGUCACAGUCACUUCAGUAACAUCUGAGCCUGCUGGGACCACCUUGGUUUCUGUACCAACUGGUCCAACUGAUUCAGUAACAACUGUGCCUGUCGAGACCACGUCGGCACCUGAGCAAACCAAUCCAACUGAUACGGUAACCUCUGAGCCAACCCAGACCACAUCAGCCAUUGAACCAACCAGUCAAACCAACACAGUCCCUUCCGAAUCUGCUAAGACCACAUCAUCGGCUGAAACAACUUCUACGACAGGCCCAUCAUCUACCCAUGCAACUGGAUCACCAUCCUCACCUACAACAGAACCACCAACCGGGACACCACCUGUAACACCAACAGGUCUACCAACUCAACCACCCACUACUUUACCAGCUACUCAAUCAACCAUACUACCAACGGAUCCACCAACCGGGACACCACCUGUAACACCAACAGGUCUACCAACUCAACCACCCACUACUUUACCAGCUACACAUUCAACCAAACCUCCAACGGAUCCACCAACCGGGACACCACCUGUAACACCAACAGGUCUACCUACUAAACCACCCACUACUUUACCAGCUACACCAUCAACCAAACCUCCAACGGAUCCACCAACCGGGACACCACCUGUAACAUCAACAGGUCUACCAACUAAACCACCAGCUACACCAUCAACCAAACCACCAACAACACCACCUACCACGCCAACAGCUCAAACAACCAACCUACCAAUCACCACAGCAGAGCCCAUUAAGUGCCAAAAUGGGGGGACUGUCGAUGGAUCGAUCUGCAUAUGUACUGUUGGAUUCAGUGGAGAGUUUUGCCAAUUCAUUAUCACUGUUGAGCCAGCUACAGUCAACAGGUCAGUCGUUGUUAAUGUGGUGAUCAAUCAGGAAUUUCAUGACAAAUAUGAAGAUGAUACAUCAUCCGAAUACAAAGAGUUUGUUGGAAAUUUCACCAACCAGAUGGAAACAUAUUACCUGAAAAAGAAGAUUGCAAACUUCAAAGAAGUGGUGGUAACUAGUGUCAGCCGUGCGGUUCCUGUGGCCAGACUCUCAAAUAACACUGUGGAAGAGAUGAGAUUAUCAGCUGAAGCCGUAGCUAUCUACAGUGUCACACCAAGAGCAGGAGGCAUUAGUGUCACACACGACGUGGUUUUGGCAAUUCCAAACAACGCCAACUCGACUCAACUAUAUGACAACGACGUCGAAGCAGUUGUGGAUGCUGUCGUCGAGCUUGUUGGCUGCAAAGUAGCUUUUUAA
This is a messenger RNA of Sebastes umbrosus (honeycomb rockfish), 2499 nucleotides long. RefSeq names its product mucin-2-like. The transcript is spliced from 8 exons. NCBI's taxonomy places the organism in Eukaryota, Metazoa, Chordata, Actinopteri, Perciformes, Sebastidae. Bases 1 to 2499 code for a protein of 832 amino acids. The record is from RefSeq and is a predicted model, not a curated record.